AUGGAGGCUCCAGGCAAGGUGCACACGAGGCUAGCCCCAGCAAGUACCACACACGCCAAGGAGUCGCCAGUAGAGAAGAGAGUGGAGAAGCAGCCGACGAAGGUUCGGCCGGCACCGGUGAUUGAUUAUUCUCGCCUUCCAUUCCCCGCCCGUGCCAUGCAGCAGAAACAUGCUCAGGAAUACGGGAAAUUCCUCGAGAUGUUUACACAGUUGAAAAUCAAUCUUCCGUUCAUCGAGGCGCUUCAGUCUAUGCCUAAGUAUGCGAAAUUUCUCAAAGAUCUUUUGAAGCGUAAGGAGAGAAUCAGUGAGCUUUCGAAUAUCCCGCUGACAGGAGGUUGUUCCGCGGUAGUCUUGAAUAAGCUACCAGAGAAAUUGACCGAUCCUGGUACUUUCACGAUUCCAUGUUUCUUUGGGGGAGCCGUUACCCCUGCUCACGCCUUAGCCGAUUUAGGAGCCAGCAUCAAUCUGAUGUCGUUUUCGUUGUAUGAGCGACUUUUUCUAGGAGAGCUUACACCCACACGCAUGUCACUGUCCUUGGCUGACCGAUCAGUCAAGUAUCCUCGUGGGAUAGUAGAGAAUUUGUUGGUGAAGGUUGAUAGGUUUGUGUUCCCAGUAGAUUUCGUUGUGCUCGAUAUGGAGGCCGAUGAGAGAGUUCCUAUUAUUCUGGGCCGUCCAUUCCUUCGAACUGCAAAGGCGAUCAUCGACGUUUUUGAUGGUAAGAUUUCUCUUCGUGCGGGUGACGAGAUUGUCACGUUCGAGAUUGAUAGAGCGAUGCAGCAUCCUAGCGGUCGCGAUGAUGAUAGUGGGCCGUGUCAUUCCGUUUACUUUCUCAAUUCAUUCAUAUCUUGCGUCGACACGUGUCUUGAGUAUAUUAGUGGAGCUGAUUUAGUAGGCGAGGGAGUUGUUGUCGAGCAUUCUGAGGAUGAGGUUGAAGAAGUAGAGGAGGAUGAUGAGAGUACUCCUGUAGAGAUUCCACCGCCUUUAGAACUUAAGGUUCUUCCAUCACAUCUCGAGUACGCGUUUCUAGGAGAGGAGCCGAAUAUGCCUGUCAUCAUUUCUUCGAAGUUGACAGAGGAGGAGAAAGCGAAGUUGAUUGAGGUGCUUAGAGAGCACAGUGAUGCGAUUGCCUGGAGGCUAUCCGAUAUCAAGGGCAUCCGCCCUACUUUUUGUACGCAUCGCAUUCUGAUGGAGGAUGUUUAUAAGCCUGUAGUGCAGCCGUAG
Molecule: messenger RNA, 1221 nt
Organism: Helianthus annuus (common sunflower)
Lineage: Eukaryota; Viridiplantae; Streptophyta; Magnoliopsida; Asterales; Asteraceae
Exons: 2
Coding region: 1-1221 (406 amino acids)
Source: RefSeq, a predicted model, not a curated record